Molecule: messenger RNA, 1253 nt
Organism: Schistocerca americana (American grasshopper)
Lineage: Eukaryota; Metazoa; Arthropoda; Insecta; Orthoptera; Acrididae
Product: alpha-tocopherol transfer protein-like
Exons: 3
Coding region: 206-1000 (264 amino acids)
Cellular component (GO): membrane
Molecular function (GO): phosphatidylinositol bisphosphate binding
Source: RefSeq, a predicted model, not a curated record
GAUGCAUUGAUCCGAAGAACUGGGAUGUUUGUAAAAUCUACACCUCUACGGUGUUAAAGCAUGGCCUCAAGUCGGGGGCAUUACUGCUGGUUGCUUAUACACCUCCUAGGUGUAUAACUGGGUUACAUAUGACUAUGAAGGUGUUAAAAUAGCCAUAAUAUAAAGGCAAUUGUGUCAUGGUUCAUCAAAUUCAGUGUUAUAAUUUAUGAUGGCUGCCGCAACAAGCAGUUCUGGGUCCCAUCAGAGUGAAGGUAACGCAAGUGACAUACAGAGCCUGAGGAAGUGGGCUGCUGCUGAACGGUACUUACUGACAGAACACCAGCUGAGAAUUUUCUACCAUAGCUGUUAUUUUAAUGUUGAGAGAACAAAAAAGUGCAUUAAUGUGUAUUUCUCUAUACGUAACGGCACUCCAGAGUUGUUUGCAAACAGAGAUAUUAGACGUCCAGAAUUGCAGAUGGCACUUUCAGCUUUAAAUUAUGCUGUUUUGCCAGUUUGUGACCCUGCUGGUCACACUAUUUUGCUUCAUAGUCUAUGCAAUUAUGAGCCCUCCAGGUAUGUGUUCAGUGAUGGAAUUAAACUAUUGUUGAUGAUGAUAGAUGCCUGUGUCCAUUCAGAUGGAACGUCACCAGGUUAUGUAAUGCUUUUUGAUAUGAGGGGAGUCCAGAGUGGCCAUCUCACUAAACUUAAUAUUUCUUUACUUAGGAAGUUUUUCCAGUACAUACAGGAGGGUAUGCCUAUUCGCUUACAUGCUAUACAUAUUGUAAAUGUUGUUCCAAUCAUGGGAAGAAUAAUGAGUCUCACGAAGCCAUUCAUGAAAAAGGAAUUGCUUUCACUCUUACAUCUUCAUCCAGCAGCUGAUGGAUAUGACUCCUUGUAUGAAUUUAUUCCACGAAACUGUCUCCCUAGAGACUAUGGUGGUGUUUUGGACUGUGUUGAAUAUCUUCAUGCUGAUCAUGUUAAAAGACUUGCAGCACUGCAAAGCUUAUUUUCCAAAGACUAAAUUUCAUUUUAUAAUUUUGAUUUUCAAAUGAGACAAUGUCUAUAAUGAGUUGUUGCAGGUAAAGUUCUUAAGCAAUUUCUUUUGAAUGCAAUGUCUUUCUGUGCUUUAAGUUAUUAACAUGAUAAUGUGACUCAAAGAAGUAUUAUGGUUGCUAUUGUGAAACAGACUGAUUUUAAGGUACAAAUUGAUGAAGCUGUUGCUUGAGUAUUGUUGUAUUGAAUGAAUAUUUUUCAGUAUUAUUGGCCUUCUUGCC